This is a messenger RNA of Seriola aureovittata, 7539 nucleotides long. Its product is annotated as WD repeat-containing protein 37. The coding region runs from base 195 to 1685 and encodes 496 amino acids. Gene Ontology annotation, cellular component: preribosome, large subunit precursor. The record is from RefSeq and is a predicted model, not a curated record. Lineage: Eukaryota; Metazoa; Chordata; Actinopteri; Carangiformes; Carangidae. Gene Ontology annotation, molecular function: protein binding. The transcript is spliced from 14 exons.
UGGCUUCGUUAUCUGUUUCUCACGUAGCGGAGCUCGUCAACUGUCAACACGGAUUCUGGACUAAACCAGCCCAUCUUUUCUUUUCGUACGUCGAAGAAAAUGUUAGAAAGGGCAACAUUUCCCACAGUAAACCGGAAUAAAACCCUGUAUUUGUAGACUUUCUGACUGUGGUUACAUCAGGUUUGGAAGGAGGGAUGCCGGUGGAGAGUGGGAGCAGCGCUGCCGCCCGCCAGGCCAAGCAGAAAAGGAAGUCCCACAGCCUUUCCAUCCGCAGGACCAACAGCACGGAGCAGGAGAGAUCUGGCCUGCAGAGAGACAUGCUGGAGGGACAGGACUCCAAACUGCCUCUGUCUCUGAGGAGCAAUCUGCUGGACCUGUUCAGCCAAAUCGAGAGGGAGUUUGAAAACCUCUACAUAGAAAACCUGGAAUUACGCAGAGAGAUCGAAACACUGAACGAUCGUUUGGCUGCAGAGGGGCAGACUUUCGAAGGGGCAGAUUUAGCCAAAGGAGCACUUAAAACAAAAGCAAGUCAUAGCACAAGUCAGCUGUCACAGAAACUAAAGACGACCUACAAGGCUUCCACAAGCAAGAUUGUGUCCAGUUUCAAAGCGACCACGUCCAGAGCCGUGUGCCAGCUGGUCAGGGAGUAUGUCGGCCACAGGGACGGCAUCUGGGACCUCAGCGUCACCAGGACACAGCCUGUGGUGCUGGGAACCGCAUCUGCAGACCACACUGCGAUGCUAUGGAGCAUUGAAACUGGGAAGUGCCUCCUCAAAUAUUUGGGCCAUCAAGGAUCAGUCAACUCCAUCAAGUUCCACCCCACUGAACAGAUGGCUCUCACAGCCUCUGGAGACCAGACAGCUCACAUCUGGAGAUACAUGGUGCAGCUGCCGACUCCACAGCCUGUUGCUGACAUGAGUCAGCAGACGCCCUGCGAAGACGACGUGGACUUUUCAGAUAAAGAUGAGGCCGAUGGCGAAGUCGAUGGUCCAAACGACUGUCCCUCUGUUCGCAUAGCAACCACUACACUGCGCAGCCAUCAGGGUGUGGUGAUUGCUGCUGACUGGCUGGUGGGAGGCAAACAGGUGGUGACAGCAUCCUGGGAUCGAGCCGCCAACCUUUACGACGUAGAGACCUCAGAGCUGGUCCACUCACUUACUGGCCAUGACCAGGAACUCACCCACUGCUGCACACACCCCACACAGCGUCUGGUGGUCACCUCGUCCAGAGACACCACCUUCAGACUGUGGGACUUCAGAGACCCAUCCAUCCACUCUGUCAACGUGUUCCAGGGACACACUGACACGGUGACGUCCGCUGUGUUCACGGUGGGAGACAACGUGGUGUCUGGGAGCGAUGAUCGAACCGUCAAAGUGUGGGACCUGAAGAACAUGAGGUCGCCCAUAGCAACCAUCCGCACAGACUCUGCUGUCAACAGGAUCAGCGUGUCGGUGAACCAGAGAAUCAUUGCUCUUCCUCACGACAAUCGGCAGGUCCGGCUGUUCGACAUGUCCGGGGUGCGACUGGCUCGACUCCCACGAAGCAACAGACAGGGUCACCGGCGCAUGGUGUGCUGCUCAGCCUGGUGUGAAGACAACAUCUCCUGCAACCUGUUCACCUGCGGCUUUGACAGACAGGCCAUCGGCUGGAACAUCAACAUCCCCGCCCUGCUUCAGGAGAAAUGACCUCCACCUCCUCCUGCUACUACUGUAACCUGACAGUGACACUCCACCCAGGGUUUCUGUUCAGAGUGUCAGACACCAUCACCUGUAGGCUGAAAAGGUGGCUGUAAAAAGUGUAGUUUCGCCCUUCUUUUUAUCUGUGAAAGCUUGUAACACUGAUAUAAUUUGAGCCACGACUCAACAAAGGAUAAAAUCAUUUUUAACAUCCGUCUUUGGAGCCUACAUGAGGUCAGUAUUUGAUACUCAAAGCUCCCUUAGGGCUAGGGCGGGAAAAGGACUUGCUCUGUCCACUGAAUCUGCCACACUCUUUAAAUCACCACCGCCAAAAUAUACACAACACGUGUGUGUUUUUGCAUGGAAACAGUUCCUCGCUAAAAAAACAAAAAACACAAACCUGCAUACCACUUAUGAAAAAAAAAAAGCACAGAAAGGUUCCUCUUUGUUGAAAACUAAAAAGCAGAACAUUAUACUAAUGCGGAAGAGUUAGAUAAGUGAGGCGCUGCACAUGUCUGCUUAGUGCUGAGUUAAGCUUCAAUACAGCAAAUCUAAUCUUCAAGUAAGGACCAGGAUGGCAGUCUUGCUUUAAAGAAGAAAAACCACUAGUUUUAUAUAUUAGUUUUUUGUGAUGAGUCCAUUUCAGAAGUUAAUCUGUGAUAACUUGUCGUCAUUUACCUUCUGCUUUAUUGAAAUCUCCUGAUUUCCAUGAUGCUGCUGGUCCAGGUGGCUGCAUUGUAUUCUAGUCUCUUUUUUUAAAUUUUUUUAUUAGUCCCUGUUCAACAGUAGAUUUCUUCAAGUGUGAUUGGACGUUGAACGUUAAUGCAAAUGGCACUUCAAGAAAGAAGCUCUCACUUUUAUGCCAUGCUAUGAUGCUAAAAUCUUCUUUUUGCCACUGAUCUCGAAGCAUCUAUAAGGUGAUAAGGUGGAUUUUUCCUUCUUACUUUCACUUUUUUUGUGUGGCACCUGAGAUUCUUGGCUUAAUAUCUAUAAUACACAUAAUACUAUAAAUAACUGGUCAGAUGACGGAUGAUCACAUUUUGGAAUGAAACUGUCCUUUUGUUUGUCGCAGCUCAGUGUAAGGAUAUUUCUGUGUGAGCAAGUAAUGCAGCUUUAAGAAGAAAAAAAAAAAACCAAUAGCUGUUACAAUUUCUCUUGUUGCUCUUUUGGGAAAAAAAAGGUUGAGUGGAGAAAUUAGCUAACAGCCAGAUGCUGGUGGAUGUUGGCUGCUGACUAGUAAGAUUGUUCGUCACAUACAACAAAAGGGAUUUCAUGGUCUUGUUCUGUACAGAAAAAAAUCGAAGUGGCUGAUAAUGGAGCUGCAAUCGUCUGUUUUCUUUUCUUCUGAUGACCUGUGAAAUGUGUGGAAAACAUCUCCUGUGCUGACAGGGAUUCUGUGUUUUCACUAGAAAGAUUUCUCCUCAGUGUGGAUACACCCAUGCUGGUGGGGCUGAAAAUAGUACUGCCACACUACAUGUCACAAUCCUGGAUGGCUGUCAGACUGAACCUGAACACCGAGAUACUCAGGCAUUCAUUAAAUUUGAUAUGGAAACAUUGAGGAAAAUGCGCCUGGUGGGCCUAAAGUAACUAAAAACAUAGUGACUUCCAUUUAACUCAGAUAUGUAUGAUAACUAUUAAAUUGUUUCUAUACUGCAUUUAUAAAGAAAACCCAAAAUGCAGCUCAUCACUUCUAUGAUCAGAUUUCCAGAACUUCCUGUUUACAGCAAAAUUCAAAUCACAGAUAACUGUUUGUGAUUAAUUAUAAUUAAUAGAUGAAUUCAAGGUAAUUAAAGUUCAACUUGAUGUAUUUUCUUUGCAUUUGAGCCAAAGAUAGCAAAAGUAAAUUGAAUAGCUGCUCCAAACUUUUAUCUACUCGAUACCAAUAUUAAAAUAGAUUAAUGCUAUUGUAAUAAAGCUUCCAGCCACCAGCUGAUAAGUGACGGAGAUGCUGCCUUUAUUUUAAAUAAUCUUCCAUAAAACAUAUUGUGAAUGUGUUAGUGAUCAAAACGUUUGGUUUCUGUCUGAUAACCACCGGGCAUCAUGACACACAGUGUGACGGUCCUGUGUCAGGGCUCACUACUGUCAGAUGACUGAAACUUCCUGUUUGCUGGUCAGUGUUGUCUCCACUGUGGACGAGCAAGCAAAUCCACUGAAGCUCUGAGCCGCUGAAUUUAAAGUCACUCCAGCGUGGAGCUGCACAGUGUAGGUGUGGGCUUUUCUCACUGCACUGACGGUGUUGCUCUCUCUUCAGUGUGGUGUUAUAAAUACAUUGGUCACGUACGUCGGCUCCUUCUCCUUUGUGGAGGCUUUAGUGUUUCAGGUGUGGGCCCCAGUGGUUAGGUUUCUCUCUCAAAUCAUCUUUAACGGGAUCUGACUGUUUCUGUUUCUGUAAAGCCACAAAGAGCCACUGUGUGUCUACUACACAGAAGAAACAGUCAGCUCUGUGGACAGUUGAAUGAUUGGAGGCUGAUAAAUGUGUAGACAUACAGCGCUCAGCAUUGUGCUGUCUAAGAUUGGUGUGCAGGGUUCUGUGUUUCUGUAAUCACUCUGUAUGUGCACACUUUAAAUCUUUAGUCUCUGAGAAAAAAAAAAACCUGUUCAGAGGCUUGUUAAACAGAAAAAUAAUACCUAUAAUAUAUCUUUAACUUUGAAGGACUAAAUAGACUCUAGCAGCCUUUCCCACCUGCAGGACCUUUUCCACAAGCCAAGGAACCUUUUUGGGAACUUCACCUGUUAUUUGUCUAAAUUAAUUUCCUGGGCUGAAGUUCCUGGUCGGAAAAGAGUCCAUGCCUCAAGUCGUAGUAGUUCCUGGAGUCAAACACAAGCCUCAAGGGUACUCCAACCUUUUAGAGUAUUUAGCAUAACAAAAUUUAAAGUUAUACAUAUUAGGGCCAUUGAGUGAUGUUAAAAUUAUUUAGUCAGCUUCUUGACUCAAGACAAACAAAAGAAAAGCAAGUGAGAGUGAGAAAAGCAAAAUUGUAUUUGCUAAUUAUGCGCUUAAACAGAAAUAAAUAACACCAGACAUUUAGCUAAUUGUUGCUACUGCUCAUGUCUGUUGGGCAGCAGUAACUAUAAAGAAAAAAAAGGUGUUUUUCUGUUAUUUGUGAAAAUUAUUUCUCAAACAAAGCCAUAAUUUUCUAAUCAAUCAUCAAGGGAUUUUCUUUUUUAGUUCCUUAGUUUAGUUUCUGGUUCUCCUUCAUUCCUGCGACUACGUUGCUUGAAAGAGGUUGUAGGGAGUUUGAUCGAUUGGUCACUUUAUGCAGUGGCACCAUAAUCAGAUAUUAACCCAUUAGCCUAAAUCAGCUCAGUUACAAUGGAUGGUGAGAAUAAUUCUAAAAGGGCAGAAAAUGAGAACUUACAGCUGCUACAUGUAAAUUUGAAUGUCUUGUUAAAUACACACUAAAUUCUAUAAUGGUGCACUUUAAGCAAAAUGUUUGUUUACACAGGAAGUGAGAAUAAGUCCCCUUUGUUAUCAUCCUGUUCUCAAACCAGUUUUCAAGUAGAUCAUCUCUUUCAUCCACAAAUCCUAAAAUUUAUGGCAUAAAAUUAAUUUGAAUUAAAGCUCUAAAAGUAGCUUCAAUGUACCGUGUCUAUCAACAGCCCACACAGGGAUAAUUCUUGGUCUGACAUGACCACUGGACCAAACUUUCACUGAGUUUGUAGAGUCCUGUCAGAGUAUAAGGAGUUAUUAUGGAGCGAUUUUAGCAGAUGUGUAGAGAAUAAGAUGGGUCUGCUGUGUUCUGUGGAGAGAUGCAGAUUGUUUUAUACACAUUGCACAAAUAAAAUAUGAUUUCUGUCAACACAAAAAAAGGGAUUAAUUCAAAUCUGGCGUCAUAUUUGUUAUACAGGAAGUGAUGAUGAAACAUUUCCUCUGAUGCCCCGCCUAGCUGUUGUACCAGGACUUGAGAUGAUUGUAAAAAAAAAAAAAAGGAAAAAAAAAGAAGGCUUUUUUCUAGUUUAUCGCAGUGCCCUUUAGUCAUUACUGUUGAAACACUGUUGUGGGGAUUCUGUAAGUGUCAUAUUUGUUAUGGUACUUUAAAACAAGUCAAAUCCCUGAUGAGUGUUGUGAUGCAUUCGCUUACACCUUCUUUCGCUUCACCACUCCCACAAAAACACUCCAGCCAAAGCUGCAUUCAAGUGAAUGGGAGAGGCUGUAACAAUGUGUGUAUGUGUGUGUGUGUGUGUUUGAGAGUAUUUUACCAUGUUACCAGAACAAGGUCUGUGUGUAUGUGUGUGUGUAUGUGUGUUUGAGAGUAUUUUGCCAUGUUACCAGAACAAAGUCUGUGUGUGUGUGUUGAUACAAAUCGAUGUCUAAAAUCGUGUUUAAUGUAAUACCAGGCAGUUCGUGAUUCGACUGCAGCACAGCUGUCGUACUGCUGUUGUACUUUAACGUGUGUUUUCGACAGGGCUCAUUAGUUACCACAGUGACGCGAUGAACAAGCACAGUUCAUUUCAAAUCGAUGUUUUUUUGUGAGUCUAGCUUUAGACCUGUGGAGCGUUUAGCUGGUUUGUAACAGCACUGUUCAUCGACAUGACAAAAAUUUGUCUCUUCAGUGGGUAAAAAAACAUAUUUUGAUGGAUACCUUCAGUUUCAGUGUUUGUUUAUUUGGUAACACUUAACAGCUGCCUUUUGAAAUGUAUUUCUAACAAUGGAAAAGCCUCAUUAAUACCAUGUUUGUUAGCAGCUGUAAAACAGCAUAAUUUUCAAUAAACUAAAGUGCUUACAGUACUUGUCAAAAGGCACAUGUAAAGUGUAAACCUCCUAAUACCUUUUAAACAUAACAUUUGUACUAUAUAAAUUGUAAUAUAUGAAAGAAAGCAGCCAAUUGGGCUGCACAGCGUAUUUUAGCUGCAGCAGUUUUAUUAUUAGCCUUUAUAACUUGAUGACAUGAUCCUGCAUUUCUUUUUUUUAUUUUAUGUAAAUCCAUUUUAUUGCUUCAUGGGUGAAGAUGUCAGUUCAUCUGUAAAGGUUUUACAUUCACGAAAGACUGAGUUAGUUUUAUCAUUUUAACCAGGGAUGGUCUUAGUUUCUUAGUGGAACCAACAAGUUUUGCAUUGGGUUAAUUUAAAAAUGAUCACUUUACAGCUGCAGACUAAACUUUCCCAAAAGCAGUAUAAUAAUAUUGUAACUUACGUUUUAAAAAGUUGUUAUAUUAGUUGUUAAGGUGUGAAUUUUGAUAUACUGUAUUUUUCACUGUAGGAAUACCUUUUUUUUCUGGCUACCUGCAGCUGUUCUGGAUAAAAGUCCUUAAAAGGGCAUGGGCUUUAAUUUCCUCUUUAAAAAAAAAAAAGUCUGUAUUACUAGUAUUUUAGCAGAGACCACUGAUGUUGUUUCCCCUCCUGCAAAAGAAGUCAUCCUUGCUUUAAAUGAUAAAACAUUUUGUUUGCGUGAAGAAAAUAAAAGGUGUGUUUUUGUGUGCGUGAGUGAGUGAAUGUUUGAUCUGUUGUUCAUCCAAUAUCGUUUUAUUCCUGACAGUUUAAGCAAGUUUCACUGCAUUUUCUACCAGCACUGAGCAACUCUGUUACCAUGUUCAUAAUUCACAGAUUUUAACUGAAUGUUCAGUCAUACUCUUCAUGCUCUCAAUCCCAGUAAAACCAGAUCACAUGAUCACUAAGCAUCGGCCAUCUCAAAUCUGCCGUCUUGAAGCCUUGUAUAACUGUGGCUCUGUGGUGUGAACAGUGUUACGUGUGAUCGAAGUGGUUGAUGUAGAACAACAAACACCACAGCGCAGUUCUCAGAAAAGAAAAAAAAAAGAUGAAAACCUGUUGGAUCGACUUGACCGCGGUUUUGUGGAUUAUAGCUGUGUACUGAGGAACAAGCAUCUGCUUGUGAAAUCAAAAUAAACCAUUUGUGCUGUUUGAA